This is a messenger RNA of Pollicipes pollicipes, 3527 nucleotides long. Its product is annotated as 1-phosphatidylinositol 4,5-bisphosphate phosphodiesterase eta-2. Gene Ontology annotation, cellular component: plasma membrane. The coding region runs from base 211 to 2667 and encodes 818 amino acids. The transcript has 20 exons. Gene Ontology annotation, molecular function: calcium ion binding; phosphatidylinositol-4,5-bisphosphate phospholipase C activity. The record is from RefSeq and is a predicted model, not a curated record. Gene Ontology annotation, biological process: lipid metabolic process; intracellular signal transduction. NCBI's taxonomy places the organism in Eukaryota, Metazoa, Arthropoda, Thecostraca, Pollicipedomorpha, Pollicipedidae.
GUCACGGGGCGGGCGGCGUCAUGGGCUGCGCCAAAAGCUCGCUCAGGCAGCGCUCGUACACGCUGGCGGACGAGCUGAAGGCGCACAACGCCACUGUGCGGCGCGCCGAGAGGGAGCACGAGUCUCAGGCCGGCUUUGUGAACUGCGGGACGUUCCACAAAACCAGCCGGCUUCGCUAACAGUGUGCAGUGUCGGCGUCAUUGUCGUCUAAUGUCGAAUAUGUCCAAGGGCGUACCCUCGAAAACUGGAGCGAUGCGGAAAAAAGAAGCCGUAGAGAGGAGCAAGUCGGUUGAAGAUGUGAUAUCGUUUCUCAAGAAGGGCACCCUUCUAUGGAAGGUGAAAUCCCUGAGCAAGUGGUACCGAAGGAAAUACACCCUGGAUUUUGAGCAUCUCAAGAUCAACUAUGAGCCGUCUCAUAAGCCCGUCUGUGUGGAAAAAAGCACCACGCUGGACAUCAGUGACAUCCACGACGUUCGGAAAGGAUGGAAAACGGACAUCUUCAAUCGCAUCGCGUCAAAAGUGGAGAAGCGCAUCGUUAAGAUGCCGAACUCGCCUCCGCUGGUCGACGAGAGGAACUGCUUCUCCAUCAUUAUUGGUCGGAGGGCGCGGUCGGGAAUUGGAGGCACCAACAAGAGCUCGGUGGACCUGGUGGCGCCGGACGAGCACGUGUGCGACAUGUGGGUGCGGGGCCUGCAGCACCUGGUGGCCGUCGUGCGCAGCCUCGAGCAGGAGAAGAACUACGACAGGUGGCUGAAGCGCCAGUUCCAGUCGGCUGACCGUGACCACAACGGCGUGCUGACGUUCGACGAGUGCCUGGACCUGCUGAAGCAGCUCAACAUCCAGCUGGACAAGGACUCGGCUCGCCAGCUGUUUGACGCGGCCGACACCGACAAGCGGACCAAGGGCGACGAGGCGGCGCUGGACGACCAGGAGUUCGUCGCCUUCUACCACAGCCUGCUGCAGCGGCCGGAGCUGGAGGUGAUCUUCAACAGGUACACCAACAACGAGAAGCUGAUGACGACUGAGGAGCUGGCCGACUUCCUGCGCGGCGAGCAGAAGAUGAAGGACGUUUCGAGCGAUUUCUGCCGGGAGGUGAUCGAGACGUACGAGCCGUCCGAGUCCAAGUACCAGGGCCUGCUCUCGCUCGACGGCUUCCACAUGCUCAUGAGCUCGAAGCAAGUGCACAUCUUCAACCCGGAGCACAGCCUGGUGUACCAGGACAUGAAGCAGCCGCUGGCGCACUACUUCAUCGCCUCCUCUCACAACACGUACCUGCUGGGUAACCAGCUGACGGGGAUGUCCAGCGUCGAGGCGUACAUCAUCGCACUUCAGAAGGGCUGCCGCUGUGUGGAGCUCGACUGCUGGGACGGCGACGACGGCGAGCCCAUCAUCUACCACGGCUACACGCUCACCUCCAAGAUCCGCUUCUGUGACGUCAUCAGCGACGCCAUCAAGCCGUACGCGUUCCAGUACUCGGAGUACCCGCUGAUCCUGAGCAUGGAGAACCACUGCUCCGUGCGGCAGCAGGAGAAGAUGGCCCAUCACCUGAAGACCAUCCUAGGCGACAUGCUGUACGUCCUGCCGGUCGACGAGUCCUUGGGAGCGCUGCCUUCGCCCGAGGACUUCCGCAAGAAGAUCUUGCUCAAGGCGAAGAAGCUGCCGGCGGACAAGGAGAAGACGGGCCUGGGGGCCUUCCAGCAGAAGGUGGGCGAGCUGAUCGACGGCAAACCGCCGCCGCCGGCGCAGGAGCAGGACGAGGCCUGCACCGUGGACGACUCCGAGUCGGACUGCAGCGCGCCCGAGGACGAGGCGGUCGGGAAAGAGCAGCAGCAGCGUCACCACCACGUCAAGGGCAAGAAGAAGAAGAUGAUAGCGCCGGUGCUCUCCUCGCUCGUGAACUACAUCAAGGCGGUGCACUUCCACUCGUUCGACGCCUCGCUGGCGGCCGACCUGUGGUGGACGAUGAGCUCUUUCGGCGAGAGCAAGGCCCUUGGGUUCGUGGAUCAGCAGGCGGCGGCGCUGGUCGAGUACAACAAACGUCAGCUGAGCCGUAUCUACCCGAGCGGCAAGCGGCAGAACUCCAGCAACCUGAACCCGGUGCCCUUCUGGAACACCGGCUGUCAGAUCGUGGCUCUCAACUACCAGUCGCCGGGCAAGUCGACCAGCUACAACCAGGGCAUGUUCCGACGCAACGGCGGCUGCGGGUUCGUGCUGAAGCCGGCCGUGCUGCGCUCCCCUGACUGGUUCGACCCGACCGCCAGCCCCGGCGACAUGUUCCGCCGGACCCUGCAGCUGCGCAUCAUCAGCGGCUCCUGCAUCCCCAAGCCGCCCGGCUCCAGCCUGUACGACAUCAUCGACCCCUACGUCUGCGUCUACGUCACCGGCCACCCGGCCGACGAGGGCAAGUUCAAGACGGACGUCGUCAAGAACAACGGCUUUAACCCGGUGUGGGAGGAGCAGCUGACGAUCCCGGUGCACAUGCCGGACUUCUGCCUGCUGGAGCUGGUGGUGCGUGACCACAGCACCACCGGCUCCAACUACGUGCUCGGUCACUACUGCAUGCACUUCGACGAUCUGAUGCCCGGGUACCGUUACGUCCCUCUGGAGGACGUGGAGGGUAACUCGCUGAGCCCGGCCUCGCUCUUCGUGCACGUCAGCGUGCAGUGAGAGCCGGGCUGCCGUCCAGCCGGGCCGAGCCGUGCUGCCGUCCAGCCGGGCUAAAACCGCGCUGCCGUCCAGCCAGGCCGGGCCGCCGGUCGCCCUCCGAGCGGACGCCGCCUGCCGCCGCUCGGGCAGCUCUGGGGACGGGCCGCACCGUGCGAGCCGCGCUGGUGCGCCGCCGGCUCCAGGAGACGGUCAGCUGGUUUGCCGGCCCGUGCUCAGGCGCUUAAUGCUGGCGGCCCGCGCGCAGGCCGAGACACGGGGUUCUAUGACGCUCAUGUGUGUAUGUCUGUGUGUGGGGGGGGGGGAUCAGGGCUCCACGCGGGUGCUGGCUGCGGGACUAGUGAGGCUAGGCGACCUGCCAGGUCACGAGGCCUGCUAGGUGGAUCUUGCACAGCGCGAGGUGCUGCCGCCAUCUGUGUUUCGCCGGCGACUCUUGUGGUGGGAUGUGCGCACAUGGGCCCGUUGCAGUUUUUAUGUGACGGAGAACCGGGCCAUUUUAUACUUUGUUACAACCUGCGCGUCGGAAGCCAAUCAAAAGGAAAGGCAACUGCUGUUUGUAGUGCGAAAUGAGAUUUUCGCCAGGAUGUUCGCGUUUUGAACGCCGGCAUGUGUUAUUACGGCUUCGCGCGAGCCGCUCCCGCCUCUCCGCUGCCGUGCGAACUCAUGUAUGCAUGGCUGCGGUGGCCGCUAUCCGUAGUUAGUUUUACCUGCCUGAGUCCUUCGGGGUUGCCGCGGAAUGACUGCUUCUCGACGCCAGCGCUGCGGUACUGCUGGAGCCGGCGCCCGUUUCACUGUGUGACGUUGGUGGGUUACGCUGGCGCAUGGCCAUUGUCAACUGACGGCAAUACAUUCCUGCAAUGCUG